AUUCAGACAAUGAAUUGACAGAUUCUGAUGAGGAAUUCUACAUGUGUCGGAUCUGCAAUACUGAGGAGGAGAAGAGCUUGUUGCUUCAGUGUUCUAGUUGUGCUACACGAGUUCACCCUGGGUGUCCUAUUCCACCUUGGACUGGAUUGUUGACUGAAGAUUGGUCAUGUUACGCAUGCAAAGAGAAGCUAGAAUGCUAUUUUAAAGAGAGGGAUGCUUACAUAACUGGACUAUCAAAGAGGUAUGACACUGCGGUGGAGAGAAAGUCAAUGAUUUUAGACAUCAUUCGUGCUUUAGAUUUGCCUAAUAAUCCUCUAGAUGAUAUAAUUGAUCAGCUAGGUGGUCCUGACAAUGUUGCAGAAAUAACUGGAAGGCGUGGUAUGCUAAUAAGGGCGUCAGAUGGAAAAGGUGUUGUUUAUCAGGCACGGAACACGAAAGAAAUUGCAUUGGACAUGAUCAAUAUGCAUGAAAAGCAGCUAUUCAUGGACGGAGAGAAGUUCGUCGCAAUUAUAUCGGAAGCAGGAUCAGCAGGUGUUUCUUUGCAUGCUGAUCGAAGGGUAAAAAAUCAGAGAAGAAGAGUGCACAUAACACUUGAACUUCCUUGGAGUGCAGACCGUGCAACUCAGCAGUUUGGGAGAACGCAUCGUUCUAAUCAAACUUCUGCACCUGUAUAUAGGAUUCUGUUUACAAACCUUGGUGGUGAAAAGCGAUUUGCAUCGAUUGUAGCAAAGCGGCUAGAGUCUCUUGGAGCUUUAACACAAGGAGAUCGAAGAGCUGGGCCAUCACUUAGUGCUUUUAACUAUGACAGUAUUUAUGGAAAGAAAGCCCUGACAAUGAUGUACAGAAGUAUAAUGGAACAGGAUGCAUUUCCAAUUGUGCCUUUGGGAUGCUCUGAGAAUCAAGGUAGUCUCCAAGAAUUCAUCACUAAAGCAAAAGCUGCUUUAGUGGCAGUUGGAAUUAUCAAGGAUGCUGCUAUCUGCAUUGGAAAAAAUGGAGGAAGGCUUACAGGUAGGAUUGUUGAUUCUGAUAUGCAUGAUGUGGCCCGUUUCCUCAAUCGUAUUCUAGGAUUAGCUCCAGACAUCCAGAAUAGGUUAUUUGAUCUUUUCACAAGUAUACUUGAUAUGGUCAUUCAGAAUGCACGAAGUGAAGGACAGCUUGAUUCUGGUAUCGUUGGUAUUAAAGCAAAAAGGGUUGAAAUGAAAGAAUCACCAAAGACAGUUCAUGUUGACAGCCUGUCUGGUGCUUCUACAGUGUUGUUUACUUUUACAAUUGACCGUGGAGUUACUUGGGAGUCGGCAAAUGCAAUUUUUGAAGAAAGGCAGAAAGAUGGUGCAUGCUCUUCUAAUGAUGGAUUUUAUGAGUCCAGAAGAGAGUGGAUGGGGAGAAGACAUUUCAUGCUAGCAUUUGAAGGCUCGACAGAAGGAAUGUACAGAGUAACUCGCCCUGCCGUUGGUGAAGCUUUAAGAGAGAUGCCUUUGGUUGAACUUAAGGGCAAGUACAAGAAGGCCUCAUCACUUGAAAAAAUUGGGAAAGGUUGGCAGGAAGAAUAUGAUGCAUCAUCCAAGCAGUGUAUGCAUGGACCCAAAUGCAGACUUGGGAGCUACUGUACAGUAGGAAGAAGAUUACAAGAGAUUAAUAUUUUGGGUGGACUAAUACUUCCUGUAUGGGGCACAGUAGAAAAGGCCCUAAAUAAGCAGGCCCGAAAGAUUCACAAGAGAAUACGUGUUGUCCGCCUGGAGACGACAGAUGACAACCAGCGGAUUGUUGGACUUAUGAUCCCAAAUGCAGCAGUGGGGUCAGUAUUAGAAGGUCUGCAGUGGGUCCAGGAUAUCGACGAAUGACCUGAAAACGACAAAUAUUUAUCUGCACAUUCUUUCUUUAUGGUGAUAUGUGGACCAAAAUUCUGUAGCUAGGGAAGGUGACAGCUUUGGAGGUGCAGCUUUUUUCUUCUUUCCUGUUGGGAGCCAAUUUGGUGGGUAAGGGGUUAGCUUAGAGAUUAGGAAAGUAAAUAUAUCAGCUCUUCUUGUUUAUUGAAAAUUUCUUGCUUGAAUCAGCUGUUUUGUAUUGUUCAUACAGGAAAUGCUUUAGGGUCUAAUUGGUCCUUCGGACUUAGUUAUC
This is a messenger RNA of Lolium rigidum, 2118 nucleotides long. RefSeq names its product protein FORGETTER 1-like. Gene Ontology annotation, cellular component: nucleus. Gene Ontology annotation, molecular function: histone binding; chromatin DNA binding. The transcript has 18 exons. The record is from RefSeq and is a predicted model, not a curated record. Gene Ontology annotation, biological process: regulation of DNA-templated transcription. The coding region runs from base 42 to 1841 and encodes 599 amino acids. NCBI's taxonomy places the organism in Eukaryota, Viridiplantae, Streptophyta, Magnoliopsida, Poales, Poaceae.